GGGUAGUAUACAAAAUGGCGGUAGUUUUGAGUAGAAAUGACCUAAGAGUUUACCUUUGAUUCUUGCCAAAUUGCCAAGCAAUAUGCGUUUUCGAGCAAGGAUGGUAGACAUCAAUUCCAUACAGCAUUUCACACGUGUCUUAGGCACGGUAUCUCAUAUGGCCAAGACGUGUGCCUUGCGAAUGACCCCGACAAAACUUUAUUUUAUACUGGCUGACAAUGCUGCUCUUGGGAGAGUGUCCAUUUGGUGUGAAUUGAUACAGAGCAACUUUUUUGAGGAGUAUCGCAUUGAAGGAAAGGAGGAGAGCAACAAUAUUUACCUUGAAUUGAUACCAGAAAACUUGAUGCGAGCCAUGAAAUCAGCCAGCAGUGCACAAGCCGUCAAAAUAAAACUUACUAAAAAACACGCACCAUGUUUAACUUUUGAGAUUACAUUGCCGUCCCUCACCAGUCACACAAGAAGUGUAGUGCAUGAUGUACCAGUAGGAGUCAUACCUGAGAGAGACUGGGAGGAUUAUAAGGAACCUGCCAUGCCUGAAUUUGAUGUGAGCAUCUACAUGCCAUCCCUCACAGUUGUUAAGAACGUAAUUGAACGAAUGAAGAACCUCAGCAAUUUUUUGAUUCUUGCAGCUAAUCAAAAUGGUUACAUGACUCUCGGAAUCGACACGGACUUAGCAUCUGUCACAACACAUUUCAAGAAUUUGGACACACCUACGUGGGGUGACACAUCGUCUCAACAGCGGAACCGGGAUCCUGACAAGAUGGCAGAGGCAAGAGUUGAUGUUAAGAAACUCGCCACCUUUCUACACAGUCAGCAAGUUAGUCCAAACCGCGUCAUCUGCAAUAUUGUGCAUGGGAAGGCGGUCCAGUUUCUUCUACUUCAUGAGGAUCUUUCUCUCCAGUAUGUUAUUCCAGCGGUUUCUCUCUGAUACUCGAACGAAAUGUCGCGGUUCACACUUCAUGGCUUGACAUGGCACUCAGAUUUCAUAGAGGGAUCUGUCUUUGGCCAGGCCUUUACUCGUUUGAAUAGAGUUCAUAUAAUAGAUAUACGAUGGAAAUCUCUGUGAGGCACUUUAUGGUAAACGUACGUUUUUGCUACAUUGUUGCGUCGAUAACUCCUUGAGUAACCCGUCGAUAAUCUACAGUAACUUCGUACAGCCUGACCUUAAGAACUUGUAGUCCUCAGUAGUAUAUCUCCGAGUCUUAUAACAACCAGUUUGAAUUCUUUAGUUAUUACGUUUCGCCAGAACACACCACAUAAAGCUUUACAUUCGUUUUUGGCGUUAACCUUUCGCCUUCUGUACACUUAGAAGUGUUUGCAUGUAUUUGAAAACUAAAAAGUUUGAAAAAAACUGCAAAACUGAUGGUGAAAGAUUGUCUUGAACCGUUGCCGGACCGAGAAUGACAUGAAACAGUUCUGACUCAAGACGAAUCCGACGCCAUCAUGUCAAAGCAAUUUUCGACUGAGAGUCGAAAGUAAUUGAGGAUCACUUUGGGUUUCUUCUCCUCGCUCUGUGAUUGAUCCCGAAAACCAGUCUCGCGUAUCUUCUCAACCAAUCAAACGCAGAACUAAUGCCACUCGUGACAUGCUCACUCGCGUUUUCCCGCGCUCUUGGCAGUUUGCCUGUUUUUAGUAUUCAUCGGCUAAUUUUAACGUCUCUUGUGAUCCGUUACUGUACAGACCCAAGACCAAAUGAAAUAUAUUUGUCUUUCGUGAUAAAAAAGCAAAAGAUUGGCAAUGGUGACGUAAUCUAUGCGUCUGUGCUACAAUAGAUCAUAGGUAAGAACCCAUCAAAAAGCGUGUAGGAUUUUUCUUAUCAUAG
Molecule: messenger RNA, 1822 nt
Organism: Pocillopora damicornis (cauliflower coral)
Lineage: Eukaryota; Metazoa; Cnidaria; Anthozoa; Scleractinia; Pocilloporidae
Product: checkpoint protein HUS1
Biological process (GO): mitotic intra-S DNA damage checkpoint signaling; mitotic DNA replication checkpoint signaling; meiotic DNA integrity checkpoint signaling
Cellular component (GO): nucleolus; site of double-strand break; checkpoint clamp complex
Source: RefSeq, a predicted model, not a curated record